Molecule: messenger RNA, 980 nt
Organism: Styela clava
Lineage: Eukaryota; Metazoa; Chordata; Ascidiacea; Stolidobranchia; Styelidae
Product: glutathione S-transferase Mu 2-like
Biological process (GO): glutathione metabolic process
Molecular function (GO): glutathione transferase activity
Source: RefSeq, a predicted model, not a curated record
UAAACCCGUAUCGUAGGCCAUUCGAGCGAAACGGAAACAUCCGAUUCAAUCGUAAAAUGGUACGACCAGUUUGUCUCCGUUGUCUAUUGAUCCUUAGACGCAUCUGAAUAUUUAUAAGGUUUACUGUCUUUUUGCAAAUCAACGACAUCCCAUACCAGCAAGUACACAGGGUUAAACUUUAACACCUCGUUCCUCUAGUUGUAGAUUGCUUCAGUGUCAUCAGCCUAUGCACCGGUACUUGCACGCAAAACAUGGCGGGUACAAAGAUAAUGGAGUUAGGAUAUUGGGAUUUUCGAGGGUACGGCGAGGCAUGCCGAUAUAUGCUCGAAUACUGCGAAUGCGAUUAUGAUGACAAACAAUACCCAAGACGAUCGCGCGUCGAUUACAGUGCAUGGAGAGACAUAUGCGAAACAUUAGAUCUGGAUUUUCCCAAUUUACCAUAUCUGAUAGAUGGCACGAAAAGAUUGACAGAAAGUGUGGCUAUAUUAAAAUAUCUCGGUCGGAAAUAUGGUCUGACACCCGGAAGUGAAGACGACAAAAUAAGAGCAGACAUGGUGGAAGGUGUUGUUUUGGAAAUUAGAGACCGAUUUUAUGGAUUGUUUUUCGCACCAGAAGGUCAGUACAGCAAGUACGUCCAUGACUUCAUCACGGACAUGCGAGGGCUCCACGCUAAAUUAAAGAAGAUUAUCAAGUUCAUGGGCAAAAACAAAUGGCUUGUUAAUAAUGAGUUGACGUACGUGGAUUUUCUCUUUUACGCUAUGAUUGCACAGAUUAGAUCAUUGAUUCCGAAAGCACUCGAUGGAUACGAUCGAAUCGAUAAAUAUAUGAUAGAUUUUCAGUCUAUACCAACGAUAAACUCUUAUCUCAAAUCCGGAAGGUUUACGGAAUUUCCAGACCACGAUCCGUACCUGCGAUUGGAAAAUAAAGUUGAUUCGUCAUUUACGAAGCAAGAAGAUUAACAAUCAUGUAUAUAUAUAUAU